Galendromus occidentalis (western predatory mite) is the source of this 3068-nucleotide messenger RNA. RefSeq names its product trichohyalin. The record is from RefSeq and is a predicted model, not a curated record. Lineage: Eukaryota; Metazoa; Arthropoda; Arachnida; Mesostigmata; Phytoseiidae. The transcript is spliced from 18 exons. Gene Ontology annotation, molecular function: protein binding. Bases 1 to 2706 code for a protein of 901 amino acids.
AUGGGAGACGGCGCUCAGCUGGUGGUCUUGGAGCGGGAAGAGCACGAGAUUCCGUGGGGUUUCAACGUGGUCCCCUGCCCCGAUGGAGUUGCACGGAUCACGCAGGUUGAACCAGGGAGUCUGGCCGAAGAAUUUGGACUCUGCGAUGGCGAUCGUGUUCUCCAAGUCGGACGGAUGAAAGUUGAUCCCCGUGAUGGCCUCAACCUGAACAACAUCAACAUGCUUCUGAGAAUGCCUACACCUCAACUGGAGAUCGUGGUACUGAGGGACGAUUUCCUCGAUCGGAAUCUCGGUCCAGACAUUCCCAAAAGGAAAUUACAAGAAUUCCACCCGCUACCUCGAAACCAAAGCGAAGACGACGAAUCAGCCGACGAGGACGACGAGGAAAUCGUUCCCUCGGUGCCCGUCAGAGCUCUCUCUGAAUAUUGGGAGCAUCCCGAUCAAGCGGGAUUCGAACCCACCCGACCCAAGCCUGGUUUCCUGCCCUCUGAGAGAAGCGAAGUUGACGAGUGGCAUCAACGCGAAGCUGCCCGUCGUCAAGAGAGGUACGAAGAAGAACGUCGUCAGAACGAAGAACUUGAACGUCAACGAGCCACCGACGAUCGAAGGAACAGGAUGUCUGAGCAAGAGAACGUCAGGACCAUCGAGGAAACACUUCCAGACGGAAGAAAGAUCAUCAGGAGGAUCAUAACUAAGAAAGCUGGCGCCGCCCCCGUCGCCGUUCCUGAUGGAGAUCGUGAAGUACAAGAAUUCGAGGAUACUCUCCCGGAUGGAACGAAGGUCAUCCGACGGGUCAUUCGCACCAAGAAACCUGCCCAACAAGAGGUUCAGCAACAGAACGACGAAAACGUUAGCAUCCGUCAGGUGGAGGAGACGUUACCCGACGGGAGGAAAGUACUUCGCACUUAUCGCACUGUCAAGAAACAAGUUCAGCAACAAAACUCCGAGCAGACUGACGGCGAUCAGCAGCGAAAGAUGACCCAACUCGACGAACAGCAACUCAAGCAAAUUCAGGAGAUCCGCCAGCAGCCCGGGGGUCAGCAGACAAUGGUUCAAAAGAUCCAGCAAACCCAGCAGAUGCAAAGGGUGGAACAAAUCCAGCAAACCCAACAGAUACAACAACAGAGGGCCGAACACAUCCAACAGGUACAAGAGUACAAGAGCAUCACGAGCACCGACAGGUCGAAGAACACACACGAGUCGUCGAACAACGAGAACACCAAGAACAAGUUCAUCAAAUCCGGCACGAAACGUCUCAGCAAAAGGUACUCAAAUCUCAGAGACGAGACCUCCCCCGUCCCGACCAAGAGCCGCUCUCCCCCGCCGAGGAGCCGAUCUCCUCCCCCGAGACCUCUCCAGCCUGCUCCUGAGGCGAUACGUCCGCAAACAAAGUCCAGAUCGCCUCCACCCCGUCCCUUGAAUCAGGCACCCGAACCAAGGCAGGCUCCACCCCCGCAACAGCAACCGAAGCCCCAGCAACAGCAACCGAGGCCUCAGCAGCAGCAGGUUCCGUCGCCGUCCAACGCGCCGCCGAGACAGCCGGUCGCGGCCAUGCAGAGACCGCCGCCGACCCCUAGGGCUCAAAGGAAGGUGGACAGGAACUGGGAGGAACAGCAGCGUAGGGAGUUCGAGGAAUAUCUCCGCCAACGUGAAGAGCAAGGCCCUCCGCCGCAAGGUCCGAAAUCGAACGCCGACUAUGUGAGCAAGUACCAGGAGCAGCUCUUAAAGAGACGUCCCUCCCAAGGAGGUCAUCAACCGGGCUCGAUCGAGGACUACAGAAAACAAUACGAAGAAUCUCUCAGAAGAGGAUCUGGAUCUGUUCCACCACCACCUCCCGGAGCCAAUACCGAAUACAUCCGCAUGUACGAGGAGACUCUCAAGAAGAAGGAAGAACUCGACAAACAGAGGGCCGAGGGUCGCUUCGAGAGGGGGCAGACCAGGACACAGGAAGAAUACAAAAGGUUUUACGAAGAAGAGCUCCGUCGCAAGCAAACACUCGAACAGGAGCAGGAGGAAGAACGAAGACGUUAUCUGGAGGAACAGAGCAGACAGCGGGAACACAUCAGCCGAAGCAAGGAGCUCUAUACCCAACAACUCCAGAAGGAUAUGCAGAAGAAAGAGCAUCUCGUCACGAGACCGACCGAGCUAAGGCCCGAGAGGGUCGGGAGCCAGGCGAGUCACUGGGAGAAAAUCGCUGACAGUGAGCGAGCCAAGAUGGGCGCGCCCCAGGUGCCUCCGUCUCCGAAGAUACAGAGGAAGAAUUUGGACGCUUGCUGGCCGCCGAAGCGCGAGGACGGAGUCCUGGUCCGACCCGCUUUCUCUCGUGAAAACUCUUUCCACGGCAGUUCAAGAAAGGUUUAUCAGUGGCCUCCACCGAGGGCAUCGUCUGUCGACCGCGAACGACCGUCGACGCCCAUGGGCGACCUGAAACACGAUAUUCAGUGGAAUCAGCAAGACUUGGAACGCGAGAGGAUGACAACCCCGCCGCCAUUCGCCCGCUCGCCCCAGGUCGGGAGGCGUAAGGUUGUCUGGCCGCCACCGAGUCCGACCAGUGAACAAGCACCCUUCUUCGAGCCGGGACAGCGUCGAGGCUCGCAGACUGCUUCGUUAGAAGAGUACCUCGCCAGCCAGCAGAGUCCUGUCCACAUCCCCGCGACCUACCGACCGCCCCCAGGAACUUCGCAUCACGAAGACCAAUCUUUCUAGUUUCGAUCCUUAAACUAGUCCCUCGAGGACGUAGUUUACCUUUUCUGAACCAGAUUUCAAGCUUUUGAGAGCAUAAACUUAUCGCCUGCGAAGAGCACAAACGCUUUUUAUACUGUAUCCCCUGUUUUGAACUCGAUCAUAUUACGUCUAGAUCCCCCUAUGAAUUGUCAGAAGAGCUGCCAGGUCACGCCAGGAGCGUGCCCGGAGGAAGACGCCCGUCGAGAUGAGCAGCCCAAGCAUAGGAGAUAAACUCUCCGUGGGAAAGUUCAGCUCCCCGGCAAAAAGUCCACAGUGCUAUCGAUUCCUGUAAAUGUUCCGAUCUACCUCAAUCUGCGAGUCCCGCCCUUCGAAUAAAAAAUCCA